Messenger RNA from Dimorphilus gyrociliatus, 712 nucleotides. The record is from the annotation of a GenBank genome assembly. NCBI's taxonomy places the organism in Eukaryota, Metazoa, Annelida, Polychaeta, Dinophilidae.
UAUGGAUGCAUUAGCUGAAUUUUGGAAUGACAGUAGCAAAACUACAGAAACAACUGCUUUUCAAAACGUUUUGAGACAGCAACAAACUAUGGAGAAGCAAUUAUCGAAGGGUAUAUUUCAGUUAGCAAAUACGGGGAGUGUCAUAAUCGAUAUUGAAAGAGAAGCCGCUAAAUCUCGAUUAGUCAAGUUUAAAGUGAGACAUGCUGAAGGAAACGAGUUAUUUUGUGGCAUUCAACUCCGAGAUCCUACAACUAGAGAUCAUCUAGCCAGAAGAGAAAGCUAUCAGUAUCUUGUCAGAAAGUUCAAUUGUCAUGACCCAAUGGUCAUUAAACCGUCAAGAACAAGAAAAUCUGUAUAUGAUAGUGUAAUUAUUCAGGCUCCAGAUGGCAAUACUAUCGGAUAUAUUUUACCAAGACCUGAGCAUAUGUUUACUGUUUUGGAUUUUUCUGGAACUUCCUUGUAUACAAUAACAGCAAAUUUUGAGAAUUCUCUCUUUUCCUGUUAUUGUAAUAGGAAUUUGAAGCCAAUUUCGUAUGACAUAAAAUUGACUAAGAUCAAUAAGAUAACGGGAAAAGUAAAUCUACUAGGACCAAAAAAUAUGCGAAAUGGUGUUGUUAUACGCUACAUGCCACAAGCCGAAAUAAGCCACGCUGCUGUUUUAAUUGGAGCAUGUGUUGUGUUAAGUACAUGGGGCGAAGCAGUAGAAGAUUGA